AUGCUCCGCCGCAAACCCACAGCCCUCACAAUCACGGCCGAAGACAUUACCUCCUUCGAAGAAUCCCACGCUCGCCGCCUCGCGUACCUCCGCUACAAAAAGACAGGCGACGACCCGGAGGGUCUGUUCCGCAACGGCGCCGGUCCCGAACUUUUACACCAACAGAAUGCGCCCACCGAGUCACAAGCCGCUGGUGAGCAGCAUCAGGCCCAAGCUGCCGUAGUGGAUCCGAACGACGAAUUGAAGCCUUUGCCGGGGGAUAAGGCGCGGAUCGUGAGGGGGAGGGAGGAGCGCAUCAUGGGGACGGGCAGCAACGCGAGAUGA
Molecule: messenger RNA, 324 nt
Organism: Cladophialophora yegresii CBS 114405
Lineage: Eukaryota; Fungi; Ascomycota; Eurotiomycetes; Chaetothyriales; Herpotrichiellaceae
Exons: 1
Coding region: 1-324 (107 amino acids)
Biological process (GO): anaphase-promoting complex-dependent catabolic process
Cellular component (GO): anaphase-promoting complex
Source: RefSeq, a predicted model, not a curated record